UUUCAGUAGCGGUGGGGAGCCGUCUGCUAAUCUGCUAAGUAGAAAAUGACCCAAUAUGGUGGGAUAUCUUUGACUUUUUCUGGUCACGAUGGCGAGGCUUUCCCCGCGUUGGGUAAUACUUCCCCGAUCUGUUUGGUUUGUUUGGUCCGUAUCGAUUGUAUCGAGCUUACCGCCGUCCUUUGUUCUCCAGACCUAGACUAGUGCUUACAAGGGUGCUCUCAUCCCCAUACCCCAUAUCUAGGUACCCCCAGUUCGCGUCCAGGGCCUCUUCAAUCCUCCUUUUAUACUCUUAUCCCCACAUGGAACUUCUCUCCAACUAGCUAUUUUAUCUCAAGGAGCUUCGCUAUUCGCAAUGGCAACCGAAAACACCCAUAGCGACCUGGAGAAGAACAACGGCCCUGAGGCCAAGGAGAUCGAAGAGGGUCACCUGAAGGAUGAGGUAGCCAGUACCGUCCUCGCUUCUUCUGCCGCUGAGCGAAAACUACUAUGGAGGCAAGACAAGCGCAUCGUGCCCCUAGCCGCGGGCAUCUACUUCCUUUGCUAUUUAGACCGUUCCAACAUUGGCAACGCCAAAGUCCUCAAUUCAGCAACCCAUAACGAUAUGCAAACAGAGACCGGGACCUCAAACUACCAGUUCAACAUCGCGCUCAUGAUCUUCCUAAUCGGCUACUUCCUAUUCGAAGUCCCGUCAAAUAUUCUACUCAAGAAGCUUCGCCCGUCUAGAUGGCUUGCCUUCCUUAUGUGUUCUUGGGGUGUUAUUACCAUUGGCAUGGGUGGUGUCCAUAAUUAUGCCCAGAUGACUGGCGUCCGCUUCCUGCUAGGCGCCUUCGAAGCUGGUCUCUUCCCCGGGCUAAUCUAUUAUUUAACAUUUUGGUAUAAAAGCAACGAGCGCAGUGUACGAGUAGCUUUCAUCCUCGCAAGCGCCACUCUUGCCGGUGCCUUCGGCGGAGCAAUCGCUUUUGGAGUCGGCCAUAUGAAUCAGACGCGCGGCCUGUCUGCUUGGAGAUGGCUUUUUAUGAUCGAAGGUAUCCCUUCGUGUCUAUCAGGAAUUCUCGUUUGGUUUUUCCUACCAGACUACCCCGAGAGAGCUUCUUGGCUCUCAGAGACCGAAAAGGAUUUGGCUGCGCAGCGAUUGUAUCUUGAAGGUGCUAAAGGUUCAGCUUCUUCUAUGACCUGGGAAGAUGUCAAAGACACGCUUACCGACUGGCGGCUAUGCGGGCACUACGCUAUUUACUUCGCGGUCUCGUUGCCUUUCAGUUCUCUCUCGCUAUUCUCCCCUUCAAUCGUCGCUGGUCUCGGCUUCCACGAUCUAGAGGCUCAAUUGAUGACGGUACCUCCAUGGGCCGCUGCUUAUGUUUUCCAAAUUCUCAUGUCGUGGUCCGCGGAUCAUUUCAAUGCUCGGGGUUAUCACUGUGCUAUUGCUUCGUUGAUUGGCGCAGCGGGCUUCUUGGCUUCCGCUGUGCUGCCGCCUGAUGCCUACACCCAUCGGUAUGGAUGCUUAAUCGUUGGGACAGCUGGGGCGUUCGGGUGCAUUCCGCCCAUGCUUGGCUGGCUGACCUCGAACAUGUGGAGCACGGCGUCCAUUGGAUUAGCCGUGGCGCUCAAUGUCAGCAUUGGCGCAGGUCUCGGACAGAUUCCUGGAGUAUGGAUAUACAAGGCCGAAGAAGCGUCAAAGGGCUACCCAACCGGUCACGGUGUGAAUUGUGCCAUGCUCUUCUUCGUAGCUUUUGGUGCUCUCGGAUUGAGGUACUACUACGGGCGAAAGAAUCGCAUUCUACUAGAUGGAGCCGCUGAAGGCGUAACUCCUAGACUAUACAAGUUGUGAUGUGCGCUUAUGGAAGACUGUUGGCUGUUUAUUUUACAUCGGACAUUGAUGAUAGCUUUCAGAUUAGUAGGGAGAGCAUAUUCAUGCUAUUAUCAUAGUAGAAACCUCAUACCAAAAGAAUAUAUCUGAAUUAAUCUCUGAAAA
This is a messenger RNA of Daldinia vernicosa, 1969 nucleotides long. RefSeq names its product MFS general substrate transporter. Lineage: Eukaryota; Fungi; Ascomycota; Sordariomycetes; Xylariales; Hypoxylaceae. The coding region runs from base 353 to 1825 and encodes 490 amino acids. Gene Ontology annotation, molecular function: transmembrane transporter activity. Gene Ontology annotation, biological process: transmembrane transport. The record is from RefSeq and is a predicted model, not a curated record. Gene Ontology annotation, cellular component: membrane. The transcript has 4 exons.